AGCGCGGGGAAGGGCGGGGGGUGGCGUCCUCGAGGAUGGCGGGCGGAAGUCCCUUUCCCUCAGAGCUCGGCGCCUGCGGGGCAUGGCGCGUGGCGCCUCUUGGCCUCCCCUGGAUCUACCUCCCAACAGUCCUGCGAGGGAUGAUACGAAGAAGCAGGGGAGCUUUCGGCUGUGAAAGAGAGAGUCCCUGCACUUGAAGGCCGCGGGCAGCCGCAGAGAUCCUUCAUUUACAGGACGUAACUGCUGAACCGUCACCAUGUUGAACAAGCCAGUUCUCAUGGAAUCGCUGGUCGUGUUUGCCAUCGUGCUAUGCGUGCACAGCGUGGUCUGGGACCGGUUUUCGUGGUCCACUCUCGUCCUUGCCGUCCAGGCCUUUUACAUCCAGUUUAAGUGGGAUCACCUCCUCCGCCUGGGCGGGGCAGUGUUCCAGUUCCGGACCACGGCCAACAGCGGCCUCCUGCCCUCCUGCAUGGUUAUUCCGCUGCUGGGGAUCGUGAUGAAGGAAAGGUGCCGAGCGACCGGCAUUGUGUAUUUUGAGCGCUUGGGCCUUAUCGUGGCCUCCACGGGCAUGAUCAUCGCCCUCUUUCUCUCAGUGAUCGCCUUGGGCGUUACCAGACCAGUGCCAACCAACACCUGCGUGCUUUCCGGGGUCGCUGGUACACUGAUCAUCUACACAAUGAAGCAUUCCUUGACUGUCUCCGAAGUAAUUGAAGUGCUGGAAGUGUUGCUCAUUUUUGUCUACCUCAGCAUGAUCCUGCUGUACCUCUUACCUCGGUGUUUCACCCCCGGGGAGGCCCUGCUGAUCCUCACAGGCCUCAGCUUCAUCCUCAAUCAGCUCAUCAAGCGCUCCCUGAAUGUCAGCGAGAACCGAGGGAGUCCUGUGGACUUCUUUCUCCUGGUUGUGGUGGUGGGCGUGGUCCUCCUGGGCCUCUCCUUCGCCGUUCUGUUUUUCUUCAUGGAUUCCGGGACCUGGAUCUCCUCCAUGUUUUUCCACAUGAUGACCGCGGUCCUGAGCCUUGGCGUCAUCAUGCCUUGGCUCUAUCGUCUGAUCCGGCGGAAUCCUUUGAUGUGGCUCUUCCAGUUCCUCUCCCAAACCCGGACCAGAGUUCACCUCCUUGCCUACUGGACGUUCCUGGCCACUUUGGCCUGUGCUGUGGUCCUCUGCCAAAACGUCAAGCGGUCCUCGGGUUCUAAAAAACACCAAGCUUCAACCAUCACCCGGAAAUACUUCCAUUUCCUCGUGGUGGCCACUUACAUUCCAGGGCUGAUCUACGACCGCCAGCUGCUGUACGUGGCUUCCGUCAUCUGCCUGGCUGUCUUCAUUCUUCUCGAGUACAUCCGCUAUUUCACAAUCAAGCCCUUCGGACACACGCUCAGGCAUUUGCUCUCGCUGUUCUUGGACGAGCGAGACAGCGGGCCUUUGAUCUUGACUCACAUCUACCUUCUCCUUGGGAUGUCCUUCCCAGUGUGGCUGUGGCCGAGACCGUGCGCCCCCAAAGGUACCUUGCCUGGGGCAGGAGCCUUGGCUCCCUACUCGGGGGUUCUGGCCGUGGGCAUUGGGGACUCGGUGGCCUCUAUCUUUGGGAGCACGGUGGGCGAAGUCAAAUGGCCAGGAACCAAGAAAACCUUUGAAGGAACAAUGUCAGCCAUAUUUGCACAAAUCAUUGCGGUGGCCCUGAUUGUGAUUUUCGACACUGCUGUGGAUCUUAAUGCCAGCUAUUCAUGGAUCUUGAUCUCUAUUACCCUGGUGUCGUUUUUAGAGGCCUACACCACCCAAGUGGACAAUUUACUCUUGCCUCUCUACCUCCAGAUACUGCUCAUGAUUUAGGGACCAUUUGGGGAUAAUAUUUCUCCUCUGGAGGGUAAUCAGAUACAUCUCUACUACGUUUCAUUGGUGUCUUUGCUCAGGGUGGCAAAAAGUGAUCGCACGGCACGUCCCUGUAAAUGAUUGCACGCUCAUUAUUUAAAACGGAAAUAUAAUGUG
Python bivittatus (Burmese python) is the source of this 1984-nucleotide messenger RNA. It is a transcript of the gene DOLK, whose product is annotated as dolichol kinase. The record is from RefSeq and is a predicted model, not a curated record. Gene Ontology annotation, biological process: dolichyl monophosphate biosynthetic process. Gene Ontology annotation, cellular component: endoplasmic reticulum membrane. NCBI's taxonomy places the organism in Eukaryota, Metazoa, Chordata, Lepidosauria, Squamata, Pythonidae. Gene Ontology annotation, molecular function: dolichol kinase activity.